AUGUCGCGGUCUUUUCGCCGCGGCCUCCUGGCGGCGGCAGCUGUCUGGGCGGCAUCGGCGGCCGCUGGCAGCGAAUGGAAUCAGGAGCACGACAAUGACAACCAGUGGCUCGCCUCGACCGUCGUUGUCACGAGCACCGUCAUGGUUGACUUGAACGACAUCAACGAGAAGUGCCUCCGAGGAGAAUUUGUCUGCGGUCCCACCCCGCCACCUACUGCCGACCCGGAGCACCACUGUCCCGAGUGUGAGAAAUGGCAUGAGGAUCCCAAGGAUCCUAAGGCUGCUUGGGAUUCUGUAGACAUAUACCACGGGCUGUGGGGAGGUUGCUCUGGUGAUCAUCACUGUCCAAAUACGUGCAGCUGUAGCUCCAACGCCAUCUGCGAACACUCCUCUGAUGCUGAAGGGCCCGAGUGCAAGAGUAGCACGGAAUGCUCGCCGGGUUACAUGUGCAAUUCUUACGGCUACUGUCAGCCUCAACCUGGCCCUCGAUGUCACGAGAAGGCUUGUGUAGUCGAUGAUGGACCUGAGUGUACUACGAACAAGGACUGCUCCCACGGUGAGGUUUGCAAUCAUCACGGUUUCUGUCAAAAGGUUGUUUUCCCCGACUGUGAGAAGAACUGGGACUGCAAGCACGGCCAAAUCUGCACCAACAGAGGCAUUUGCAAGACAGUCGACGAACCACAGUGCACUUGCGAUUCGGACUGCAAGGAUGGACAAAUCUGCAACUCACAGAGAGUCUGCCAAGACGUCGAGUGCCCCAAGUGCCAGUGGGAGAAGGAGUGCCACGAGGGCGAAUCCUGCAACGACAGCUUCUGCAAGCCCAAGGAAAACAAGUGCAAGGACAAGGACGACUGCGAAGACGAUGAAGUCUGUGACUGGGAAGGCAAGUGCCGCCGAGGCAAGCAAUUCCGAUGCAGAGUCGACUCGGAGUGCAAGUUUGGACAUAUUUGUGAUAUUCAUGGUAGUUGCCAGAAGCGCCCGGUUGGUCACAUUUGCAGUUCAGACCGCGACUGCAAGACAGACGAUUUUUGCAAUGCAUUUGGAUACUGCGAAAACAAACCCGAGGAAAGGUGCGAAUCGGACAACACGUGUCUUCCUGGAGAGAUUUGCUCAAGUGGCAGGUGUCUUCCCAAGAUUGGCUGCUCGAGGGACAGAGACUGUCGUCACGGUGAAACCUGUGAGAACAGCUUUUGUGUUUUCAGGAGGUUCUGUGCCAUCGAUUCGGACUGCAAUGGCCUCCUCAACGAAGUUUGCAGGGACCACCAGUGCGAGCAGGAGAGGGUUUGCACAUUCAAUGUCGAUUGUGACCGAGGAGAAAUUUGCGUGCCGAGGACUCAGCGCCUGACGGCCUUGGUCGCGAGAGCAAACGAGGUUCGACAGGUACAGGAUGGUGUAUGCGUCAGGCCCGAAUGCAAUGUCAACGGAGACUGCACAAGGCGUGGUGAAUUCUGCAGGGACCACCAGUGUGUUGAGGAAGAAUGCACAAUCGACAGAGACUGUGACGAUGGUACACAGACCUGCAGAGACGGCCAAUGUUUGACAAGGUGUUUAAACCAAGCGGGCUGCAACAAUAACGAAACUUGCGAACUUGGUGUAUGUAUCAGGAGGAGGUUUUGCCUCAACGCUGCAAGAGACUGCGAGCUAGGUCAAAUUUGCCUAGACAACUAUUGCGAGGACCCUCAGGAAGAAUGCACAAUCGACAGAGACUGUAACGAUGCCACGUUGGCCUGCAGAGACGGCCAAUGUUUGACAAGGUGUAUAAACCAGCUGGGCUGCGACAAUAACGAGACUUGUGAACUUGGGGUGUGCAUCAGAAGGAGGUUUUGCGUUAACGCCGCAAGAGACUGCAACCUGGGCGAACUUUGCUUAGAUGGCUACUGCCAGGAGGAUGAAUGCACAGUUGAUGGAGACUGUAACGUUCUCACGCAGGCCUGCAGAGAUCACCAAUGUUUGACAAGGUGUAUAAACGAGCUGGGCUGCAACAAUAACGAGGAUUGUGAACUUGGGGUGUGCAUCAGGAGGAGGUUGUGCGUUAACGCCGCAAGAGACUGCAACCUGGGCGAACUUUGCUUAGAUGGCUACUGCCAGGAGGAUGAAUGCACAGUUGAUGGAGACUGUAACGUUCUCACGCAGGCCUGCAGAGAUCACCAAUGUCUGACCAGGUGUGACGACCAAACGGAUUGUAACAUCCUUACCGAAACUUGCGAACUUGGGUUGUGCCUUAGGAAAAGGUUUUGCGCCAACGCCGCAAGAGACUGCAACCUGGGCGAAAUUUGCGAAGACGGCUACUGCCAGGACCCUCUUUCGAAUCCAGAAUGCACAGUUGAUGCAGAUUGCGGCGAUGCCACGUUGGCCUGCGUAGACAGCCAAUGUUUAACCAGGUGUGACGACCAAACGGAUUGCAACAACAAUGAAACUUGCAAUGGUACGGUCUGCAUCAGGAGGAGGUUUUGCGUCAACACCGCAACCGACUGCGGGCUAGGUGAAAUUUGCUUAAACAACUUUUGUCAGGCACCUAACACCUGCGGCGCCACCACAUGCGAGCCCGACGAGAGAUGCAUUAACGACAGGUGUGUGGGGAGGUGCGGCGGCGUUUUCUGCACAGGAGACGACAUCUGCGUCAACGAUACGUGCGUAAGGAACCGCACGUGUGGUUUGACGGCUUGCGAUGCCGAUGAGAUAUGUGUCAACAAUAGGUGUCUGCAGACGUGCGGUGCUACUGUCUGUGACGAUUCAGAGCUUUGCGUUGGUCUUGAAUGCCAGCCAAGAUGUGGCUUGACAGUUUGCCAGAACAAUGAGGUCUGCGUGGGCAACACGUGCCAGGCAACGUGCGGCAAUGACGUCUGUCUGCCCACCGAGACUUGUGUAGCCAACCAGUGUAACGAGAACUGCGGACUUGUUGUUUGCGGACCUGAUGAGACAUGCAACGACCUCCUCCAAUGUGUUCUGAAGCCCCUGUGCGGUCUCGUUGUCUGCGAGAAUGACGAACUUUGCGAGGACGGCACAUGUCAGCCAAGGUGUGGCGAUAUCGUCUGCCAGGCCGAUGAGGUUUGCAAUAACACAAGAUGUCUACAGAGAUGCGGACUCAUCACCUGUGGGGAUAAUGAGGUUUGCAACAACGACGACACCUGUGGUUUAACAACUUGCGAUGCCGACGAGACCUGCGUCAAUGACACGUGUUUGGCGAACUGUGGAUUGAACCCUCCUUGUGAUAUUGAUGAGCUUUGCGUUGAUAAUACCGCGUGCCAAGCGAUAUGCGGUCUCACGACAUGUGCCGUCGGCGAAUCGUGUCAGCUGGGUGCGUGUGUCAGGACAUGCGAUGUCGACACUCCUUGCGACGAUGGCCUAGUCUGCAGCGCCGAUGGCACCUGUGAGCAGGGUUGCGACGACUCCACCGAUUGCGCAGGUGGCCUUGUUUGCUUGGAUAUCUUGGGUAUCACCUUGCAAUAUUGCGGUCCUUGCACUAGUAACCUGCAGUGUACAGGCACAGACAGGUGCAUCGCCGGACUAUGCCAACAAGGAUCAGUCUGCUCUCUGGGUUUCCAAUGGGCGUAUUACAAGCUCGCUCGAUCACCCAGCGACCUCACCACAUUGCCGGGGACGAUUCCCUUCCACGACGACGACCCCACGACGGAUGAGAACUGGCCGCUUUUGCAAUUCCAGCCACGAAUUGCCCUUACCGCCCAGGCACCCACGGUCACUGGUCUGACGCAGACUCUGGGUAUUGACGAGACUUGCCCCCCCGAGGACGCUAUCGUCUAUGGCAUCGACACUGGAAAUAGCAUUGAUUACAGUAUCAUCCAGCACAUCGGAUACUUCGUUCCUGCGCAGGCAGGAAUAUACACUUUCAGUGCCAAUGCCCCUGUUCCCGACCAGAGUCUCUACGUUUGGUUCGGCGACAUUGCUCGGCUAACCUGGAUCAACGCCAACGCAGACCUUAUCGCUGAUGGAGACUGGACCGUCGGAACCAACACCUACCUGAGGGUCGUUGCUCCGGCAGAUGUCGGCACAUAUAUCCCCAUCCGCAUCCUGUUUGUCAACCCUCAGGAUUGCGGUGAGUUCGAGCUCACUGUCCAGGACCCUCUAGGAAAUGUCAUUGUCUCGCGCGAGGAGCAGACCACGGAUGGAGAGUUCGUGAGCAACUGCCCCGCGGCGAACGACAUCCUAACAUUGGAUUUUGCUCCCCUCAUCGACAUUGGACUUGGCCUUGACGGCCUUGUUGCUAACCUCACUGGCGGAUUGACUGGAGGUCUUACCAAUCUCACUGGCGGCCUCACCAACCUCACUGGCGGCCUUACCAACCUCACUGGUGGCCUUACCAACCUCACUGGUGGCCUUGGUGGUAUCAACCUCACUGGCGAUGCGAACCUUGGUGGCGGCGGUGGCAUCAACGUCACAGCAGGGGCGGAUCUUGGUGGUCUUGGUAAUCUCACUGGCGAUGUGAACGUUGGCGGCGGUGGCAUCAACGUCACAACAGGGGCGGGUCUUGGUGGCCUUGGUACCAAUCUGACUGGCGGAUUGCUUGGCGGCCUUACCAAUCUGACUGGCGGCCUUCUUACCAACCUCACUGGCGGAUUGACCGGAGGUGGCAGUUCUUGA
Trichoderma harzianum CBS 226.95 is the source of this 4599-nucleotide messenger RNA. RefSeq lists its product as hypothetical. Lineage: Eukaryota; Fungi; Ascomycota; Sordariomycetes; Hypocreales; Hypocreaceae. Bases 1 to 4599 code for a protein of 1532 amino acids. Gene Ontology annotation, biological process: multicellular organism development; negative regulation of Wnt signaling pathway. Gene Ontology annotation, cellular component: extracellular region. The record is from RefSeq and is a predicted model, not a curated record. The transcript is spliced from 2 exons.